UUCAUCCUUCCUUGUCCUCCCCCAAUUCCCACAACCUUUCGUCCACUUUCUUGCUCCCGGUUGUGUGUGUGUUUUCUGUAUGAAGUUUGCGUCGGAUACACGCGAGGCCGUGGGUUCAGAUUGUCGCAGUCGGAGUCGUCAUCGUUGGAGGCGUAUCCCCGACUUUCCCUGUGGAUCUUUGGGUCUCUGGGUCUGUGUCUGCUUCAUGCCAUGGGUCGCGCGCCAUGCUGCGAGAAUGAUACUGUCAAACGGGGCCCCUGGACGCCGGAGGAAGAUGACAAGCUCGUCACCUGGAUCGCGCAGUACGGAGCUGGUAGCUGGCGCACCUUGCCGAAAAGAGCCGGUUUGCGGCGUUGCGGUAAAAGCUGUCGGCUGCGCUGGACUAACUAUUUGAGGCCAGACCUCAAGCACGGACGCUUUUCUGAAUACGAAGAACAGCUCAUCGUCCAUCUCCACGCAACUUUGGGAAGCCGGUGGUCCCUCAUUGCGGCACAACUUCCAGGGCGCACAGACAACGACGUCAAAAACUAUUGGAAUUCGCGUCUUAAGAGGAAACUGUGUGAAAUGGGCAUUGAUCCCAUCACACACAAACCCAUAUCUCAGCUUCUAGCGGAUCUUGCUGGCAGUGAGGCACUUCUGCAAGGAGGUGAAGUCGCUGAGGCUGCACUUGGUUGCUUUAAGGACGAUAUGCUGGACAUCCUGAUAAGACAGCGGUCGGAAGGAUCGGACAUCGACCAGUCGGCGGGUACCCAUGAAUUAACAACUCGGCAACCACCUCUCAUGUUUGCUGCUUCAAGGUCUUGUGUCUUACAGUCCGAUCCGGUCGGUGCAAAUGUUCGUAGUACCAUAACUAACGACCGCCACAACUCAACGUUCACCAGCCGCAAUUUCGAAUGGGCGGUUGUGGAUGACAAUAACUACAGCCUUGCAAAGUCUACACAAACAAACGAGGUCCAACAGUAUGGAGAGGUGAUGAAUUCUAGAGAAGGCUCCAAUUCCCAAAACCUGGCUGUGCCAAGUUGCCGACUCUUCCCACAAGAUACCGCGAGUGAAGGUUCAAAAUUCAGUACAACAGCCUGCAACCUUUCAAGUCUAGAAUCCCCAAUUCUGGUCAACGCACCAACGACAGUCACGAAUCUCUUGUGCGAUCCUUUGGCGGUCAGUUGGAGUUGCCACAUCCAAGAUAUGCAGAGAGAGUCGAUCACCGGCUGUGUUUCCGGCAUCCAAGACUUGGCAGGUAGGGUCACGGUGCUUGGGUCAAGCAGCCUGCCUAGUCCAUGCCACAGUGACCACAGCAGCACCACUAGUGGCAUCACAAGCCUGGUCAACGGUGACGUUGAAGGGCUUGAAACCGUCUUCAGUUCUGAUGUCUUUUUGUGGGACUUCCCAGAGCUAAGCUGCAUUUUGAGUUGAGCAGCCCUUUUUGUGAGAAGUUCACAGUGUGAGUCGAAGAGUGUAAAAUUAUGACAAUUUGAGAAGGAGAGUGGUCAUCAAUGGUUUUAUAGAAUAUUAGAAUGUAGUAUACAAAGUGGGAUGCUAUUGAAACUAGGCCAGCAACAACUGGUUGCAUUAGAAAUGUCUUUUUUCUUUGUAAUGUUCACAGUCCUUGCACAUAGUUGUUGUGCAUGAAUGUGUAGUGGAAAAUGAUCUAGGAGAGUGUUAGUUUUGUUUUGCUUUUGACUUUUAGUUUGAUGCAAAAGUGGCCAUUCUAACCAAAUAGGUGUGGAUCAUAUAUGAUCACAAAAUUAAUCUCUCCUUUCAAGAUUUUGUACAAAUUGAACUUGACAUCAAUGAAAACAUAAUAAUUGUUUACA
This is a messenger RNA of Physcomitrium patens, 1814 nucleotides long. RefSeq lists its product as uncharacterized. The record is from RefSeq and is a predicted model, not a curated record. Lineage: Eukaryota; Viridiplantae; Streptophyta; Bryopsida; Funariales; Funariaceae.